GAGCUCCACUGAAUAGAAGGAGUGAAGAUGGGACCGAACGGAGCGCUUUUCCCGGAAACUCUUUUACAUUUAGCAAGAUCAUUAGCCCAAAUCCAAGACCUAAGAUGGCCAAAGGUGCAGCAACUGUUACAGAUGUGUCCCCAGAUUCCACAUAUGGGAGGAAUAUGCAGGAUAGACCAGCGCAGACAAGAUGCCAUGGUAGCACUUGGAAUCUUUCUUUUAGAAUCAGAUCUCAAGUUCAAAGAUGAGUUGGUACCAUAUAUUAUUAAUCUUGUGAGAUGCCUACCCAAUGCACAGUGGAUUGAAGAAACAGGAUAUAGAGUUAUUGAAGUACUUCCCAUGAGUGAGCGCUUUGCUUUCACCAUCACAACUCUCCUUUCUGAUAUAGCGACCAAAGAUACACUCUACAGAGAUCAGAUUUUGUCAACAUUAGUUGAAGUUCUACAGGCACUAUGCAGAAUCUGCCAACAGCCAUCUGAACAUCCUCAAGUAACAGUAUGCAAGCAUAUCAUGCCUGCCUUUCUGGGGAUGUCUCGUGCCAUCGGACGAAGCAGCCAGGAGCCUUCCUGCUCUCUCCUCUGUCAGAUGUAUCCUGCAUCCAAGCUCACUACUUCUCAAACCCCUCCUUCUUCAUCUGGUUUGGACGCAGUCUCUCAACCAAGGCACCAUGAAUCACCCAUGUACAGUUCCUUCCGACUCAUCGUCUCACCAGUCAUCAAGCAGAAACUCCGGCAGGCCAAUGGAACCCGGCAGGAUGCAUCUCAUCCCGGAAUAGACUCCAAGGAGGAGAGGGUAGCAGAAGAACCUCACCAUCUCCUGACGGUAGUGGGAUCAAGUUUUGGUAUCAGUACAGAGACGUGUGAGAGUGGAAGCUCUGAAGCUCUUGUUGGGUCCCUAGAUCUUUCUACUCAACAGCUACAGAUUAUCUUAAAUGUGUGUCAAAAGAUGAUCAGUAGAAGUCUGUUACAGAGCCUUGAUGGGAUGGCUCAUCAGUAUGCACUUCAACCAGGAUCAAAGAAGACUCUUCCAUAUAAAUCAUAUAGUGAAGUUAUCAAUGUUGUUCUUGUCUCAUUACUCAGACAUCUCCUUCAACAACAUAAAGGAUUACCAGAUAGCUUCCAAGUAGAGGUCCAUGCAUUCGUCCGAGAACUCUUCCUCUCCGGUCAGACUGAGCUUCAGGAACUGAGUGUGGAGAGUGCUACUAAGGGUCCAUGCAGGUUCAAUUCUAGAGAGUUGGCACUCAGGGCUAAUGCCACAUGUGUAGACCUCCUUGUGUGGGCAGCUAAUGAUGAAACAGGAGCUGAUAGUCUUAUUGGAAGGCUGACUGAGAAAUUACAUUCUAGUGCUGGCAGCAAACAACUCAUAGCUGAUAUGCCUCUACUUCUAUGCUCUCUUCAGGGUUUGGGCACUUUGGCAGAGAAGUUUCCAGCGGUUGCUCAUGCCACCAUCAGCUCGCUGAGAGACUUCCUAAUGGGGCCAUCUCGUAUCAUAGUUAAACUCCAUAAACAUCAUGAAGCUGAGAGUAGUAAGAGUGCUGGACCAACCAUCAGGGUUAUAGAGUCCAGCCUUCAGAGGACGGGGGUUGGAAAGGAUGGACGCGGUACCGGUAGUGGUCCGAGUAGUAGUGGCGGUAGUGGUGGUGGAAGUAGGACAAGUGGGGAAGGAUCACAUCCGUAUGAAAAACUAAGGAAUGCAGCAAUGUCUAACUUGUGCAGAUCACUUCGUUCAGGACUUAUUGAAGACCCUAAUUGCAUCCAAGCUUUCCUUGCCUCUGUAUCAAACGCCCUCUACAUUGCUGAAGCUAGUGAUCGUGACUCCACCCUCAUAUCCUCCAACGCCAUCUUAGCAAUGGGUCAUGUGGCUGUUCUUCUAAGUGAAACAACCCGUACCAUUGAGAGUGUACAGCAGAUCUUCCAGCAACGGUUCUGCACACCCCCUUCAUCCCUAGAUGUGCUCAUUGUUGAUAUGCUUGGCUGCCUGGUUCUUGCUGGAAAUGCUGCUGUCACCCAAGAGGUAAUGAAUAUGUUUAUUCAGAUCAGUGUUGAAGCAGGUUCAUCUGAUUAUGCACCAAACAGCUCACAAGCUUCACAGCGGUUCAGGCAUUGUUCUAUGGCUAUUAUCAAUGCCCUAGCAAACAUAGCAGCAUUCAUUGAUGGAGAGAAUGAACAGCAGGAACUAUUAGUUCGUCUACUUGAAUUAUUUGUUCAGCUUGGAUUGGAGGGCAAGCGGGCAAGUGAGAGGGCUCCCACUGCUAUCAAGGCAUCUAGCAGUGCUGGCAACUUGGGCAUCCUUAUUCCUGUCCUAGCUACUUUGAUCAAGAGAUUACCACCAAUCCAGGAUCCCAAACCUCGUCUUCACAAGUUCUUCCGUGAUUUCUGGCUUUACUGUGUGGUCAUGGGGUUUGCAGUAGAGGAUUCUGGUCUGUGGCCAAAGGAGUGGUAUGAAGGAGUCUGCCACAUCGCUGCCAAAUCUCCCCUUCUUACAUCUAGUCCCGGAGAACAUCUGCGAUCAGAACUCCAAUACAACUCUGCUCUUAGGAAUGAUAGCAUGACAUAUAAUGACCUGAACGAACUCCGUCAGAAUAUCUUGAGUCUCAUGGAGCACUCUCCUGAGGUCACAGUCAUUGUCAACAAGCUCAAUUUUGCCCAAUGUACCUACCUGUUAUCGGUUCAUCGGCUUGAGACCCUGCGUGUCAGUAAUGCCAUACCUACCAGCUUUGCAGCAGUCUUUACUUACCUGGAAGACAAGGCUAUCAUCAAGGAUAAAGCUGGCAUGUGGCAGUGUCUCUUAGCUUCCUUUGAUAAGGUCUUUGACAUGUUCUUGGAUAUCAAGGCCAAAAUGCCCCGUACUGAGGAGAGGGAGAAGGAGUUAGUCCAUCAUGCUCAGUUCCUGUUAGUCAAGUUCAACCAUGUCCUCAAACAGAUCAGAAAGGUUGCUGAUAAAUACCUUUCAAGACUUGUUGACAGGUUUCCUCAGUUACUAUGGAAUGGUGAUGUCCUAUGGAGUAUGCUUGAUCUCCUUCAGCUCUUAUCAAAGGCAGCUGCAGAGGAUAGUCUCCAGGAAGUCAGAGAGUAUCCUGUCUUUGAAGGCAGGUUCAUGCUGACUGUUAUGGACACCAAGGAAUCAAGAGAGGGCAUUAUUCGUGACUUUGCUGCCCGUUGCGGAGGUAUCUUCCAAGAGGCCGUGAAGUGGGCAGCCUCGGCGACACGCUCCCACAUCCAACAAUACAUCAUUCAUUUAGAGAACUCUUCAGACAGUCUCUCACAGAGAAGCACCUUGGAGCUUGCAACAGAGAGUGCUCUUCAGUGUGCAGGAUUUAACAAAGGACUCACUGCAUCAGGUUCUGACAGCUUAACAAGUGAGUCAGCCAACUUUGUAUCAGUAAUGAGUCUAAGAAGCAGGUUUGCUGGAGAGGUAUCAGGGAUGAAAGCAAUCUAUACUGAUGCAGGGCCUGGUGGAUUGAGUUUAUCACAUGUACUGAAUGGACAGCUUGAUAAGGCAUGUGAUUCUAAGAGAGAAGAUGCUUUCACAAAUGCUAUGUUCAGGGUCUGUGCUCUACUCAUCUCAAGUGAAGGUGUAGAUAAAUACUUGCUCUACAACCUGUGUCGGGCACCAGUCAAACUCUUUACAACACUUGCUAUGGAGAAGGCUGUUGCAUGCUGGGAAUGGCUGUUAGCUGCUAGACCAGACAUGGAACUUCAGUUAAUGCGUGAAAUGGCUGGAGCAUGGCAAAUGAGUAUGGACAAGAGACUUGGUUUGUUCUCUAUUAAUAUUGAAGAACCUAGUCCUUUGGCAGCCAUUAGUGGUGAUGAUAUCCCAGAACCAAACCCACCUAAUGCUACACCACAUCACAUCUGGACUCAGUUCUUACACCAGCGACUAGAGAGCAUCAAAUACAGCAGCAUCAACGUUGUUGAGAUCUUCAUCUCCAUCCUGCACCGCUCCUUACCAAUGCAGGUUGGACAGACAAAGGGCUCCCUCUCAAGACACAUUGCAGCCAUGGGACCUCGUUUCAGAUUACUGUGUAUGGGUCUGUCUCUUCUUCAGGGUGACAUCCUACCCAGCAGUACGGGUAAGAAUGUCUUGAGAGAGAGGAUAUACUCUGCUGCUUUUGACUUCUUCAGUGUUGCACCUGUCUGUCCUACCCAGUCUGUGAGUGAGCUAAGAGAAGAUAUCAGUAUUCUCAUCAAGUUCUUCCAUGCCAUGAUAGCAGAGAAAAAAUACCUAAGAGCUACCACAGCUGUAGUUCAAGAGACAGAGGAAGUCCACACACUUGGUAUCAUCCCAGCUGACCUGCGUGCCAGCAAUGAGUACCUCAAUACCAGGUCAUCAGUAGUGCGCCCUCAAGGUUGGAUGAACACCAUGCCAUUAUCAAGUAACAUGUCAGUGGUAUCUAAGAGGUCGUCAGUCACAAGGAAGAGUGGUGAGGUUGGAGCCAAGUAUGCCAAGGAGUAUAUGAAGAGAAGGAAUCUAAUCCUUGCAUUGCUGGUGAAUGAGAUAGAGAGACUGUGUUGCUGGUGCAAUCCAUUAGAUAACCCUGAAGUCAAGCUACCAGGAGAAGAGCUGGUUGCUAACUGGAGGGUACAGACACCAACAAAUGAACGAACCUGGAGGGACUUUGCUCACCUAGCCUGGGAGGUCUCCCCUCAUCUAGCUUGUCAGCUUCCUGUCAGGUUCAAGGCAUCAGAGAGCCUUGUCAAGGAGGUGACACGAUCGGUUCGUCUCAAUCCUAUGGCUGUAUCUGACCUCCCGAGUGCCAUUCACUUCCUGGUCACUGAACACAGUGUGGAUUCAGAUGUUGCAGAGUUGAGUCACAUCCUAUGCUGGGCACCUGUUCCACCGGUCACUGCUCUGUCAUACUUCUCCCAGCAGUAUCCUCCACACCCUCUGACAGCUCAAUAUGCUACCAGGGUCCUACAAGAUUAUCCACCAGAGGCAUUGCUCUUCUAUGUCCCUCAGCUGGUUCAGGCUGUCAGAUAUGAUACGUUUGGCUUUGUGACGGAGCUGAUCUUGGUCCUAGCAAAGAAGUCCCAACUCCUGGCCCAUCAGCUGAUCUGGAAUAUGAAGACAAACAUCUUCAAAGAUGAGGAGGGAAAAGAAAGAGAUGGUGAGUUUGCCGAUGCCCUGGAAUCUCUUAUUGAAGGUAUCAUCGCCAGCUUAUCUGGACCAGCCAAAGACUUCUAUGAAAGAGAGUUUGAUUUCUUUGGCAAGAUAACGGCCAUUUCAGGCGAGAUCAGGCCAUACCCAAAAGGUGAUGAGAGAAAAGCAGCCUGUUUGAAAGCCCUAGCAACCAUUCAACUACAACCUGGAUGUUACCUGCCUAGUAACCCAGAAGCUGUUGUCAUGGAAAUUGACUACAAGUCUGGCACUCCCAUGCAGAGUGCUGCCAAGGCUCCAUUCCUUGCCAGGUUCAAAGUUCAAAAGUGUGGUGUUCAUGAACUGGAAAACCUUGGUCUGAAAGGUCUUGAUUCAGGUGCCAUGUCUCGCUCACUCAAAGCACAGAUGUGGGAGGCUUGCAUCUUUAAGGUCGGAGAUGACGUUAGACAGGACAUGCUAGCGCUGCAAGUCAUUGGCCUGUUCAAGAAUAUCUUUCAUCAGGUGGGACUAGACCUGUACCUUGUCCCAUACAAAGUGGUUGCUACUUCACCCGGGUGUGGGGUGAUCCAGUGUGUCCCAGACUGUAAAUCUCGUGAUCAGCUUGGUCGACAGACUGAUAUCGGGAUGUAUGAGUAUUUUCUAACCAAGUAUGGAGAUGAGACUACUCCAGCAUUCCAGAAGGCUAGACGUCAUUUCAUCCAAAGUAUGGCAGCAUACAGUGUAGUUGGUUUCCUCCUUCAAAUUAAAGACAGACAUAAUGGGAAUAUAAUGCUGGAUACUAGAGGAAACAUCAUACAUAUUGAUUUUGGUUUUAUGUUUGAGAGCUCACCUGGAGGUAACCUUGGCUGGGAGCCAGAUAUUAAACUCACUGAUGAAAUGCUCAUGAUCAUGGGAGGCAAUGUGAAUGCAGCUCCAUUCAAGAAGUUUGAAGAACUGUGUGUACAGGCCUACUUAGCUGUCAGACCUUACCAAGAAGCCAUUGUUUCUCUAGUGGCUCUGAUGCUGGAUACUGGAUUACCUUGCUUCAAGGGAAAAACACUCAAAUUACUCAGGACUCGUUUCAGUCCCAACCAGACAGAGAGAGAAGCUGCUAUUUACAUGGUAGGCAUCAUUGAAAAGUGUUGCCAGAAUGUCAGGACAAGAACAUAUGAUAUGAUCCAAUACAUCCAGAAUGAGAUUCCUUAUUAGAGCAGUUGGUAUGAUACAAGAUAACAAGUGCAAUAGAUCUAUGUAUAAUCUCUUAUCUCUUGAGUGCUAUCUGCCAUCAAGAGGCUCGAUACAACAAUGCACAUUUAUUCCAUACAUUAAAGUGACACAUUCUAACAGAGGUGAAUGGGCUAUAAAGUCUUAUUCUUUAGAAUAGAUAAAAUAUUUGCUUGUGGGGUGCUCCAAAGUCCUCAUUCAAUUAAAAAUGUAUGUAUAAACAAAUUUCAUGAGGAAUAUGUGCAAAUAUUUGAUUAUAAUACAAGCACUUAUUUGGCAAUGUUGAUAAUUCGAUAAACAUUGUGUUCUUAUAGUAGUCACUUAUAAUUUAACUUGCUUAUUUUUGCUCGUGUUAUAUAGCAUAUGUAAUUAAGCCCAUGUAGAUUAAUAAUUUUUAUUCAUAACUUAUUUAUUGAAAUAUGUUUUUUUACAAGUGAAUGCAUAUCUACCCAUAUGAAUUCAAUUUCCCCCCAUUGUUUUUGAAAAAGUAAAGACUCUGCUUGUAACAUGAGAUGAUUAUGUGUAAUAUUUAUUACAAAAUGCAAAACUUUAUUUAAAGUUUAACAAUUGAGACAUUUUACUGUUGGCUAUUGUGGAAAAAAAGAAUAACAAUGUGUAACUAAGUGCUUUUGUAAAUAUUUUCCAUUCCUGCACAUCAUUAUUUUCACAUAUUAUUAAAUAUAAUAUGAUAUAAUGUUCCAAAAUCUUCAUAUUGUAUAUCUAAGCUACUUUAACAUAUAGGCAUUGUAUGUUUAUUUACUGUACAAAAAUGGUACUUGGGUGCAACAUGGAAGUAUUAAGGCAUAACAAAGGAUUUAAAGUAUCAUAUUUGAUUAGAUCAGUUUUCAUUUAUUUCAUAUAAAACUGAAUGACACCUUAAUUCCUGUCUGCACCCAUUUCAUGUUUGAUAUAUAGUUACAACCUUUCUGAACCAAAAUGCAUUCAUUCCAAACAUGUGGGAUCUUUGUGAGUUAAGUCGAUUGCUAAGAGGUUGUAUUAUUAGAAACAUGACUGCUGACUCUACCUAUUUAAGGGAUGGCCCUGAUAUGUUAUUAUUUUUUCUGAGCUUUUUUUACAAUCAACUUUUUGUCAGGGUGAACUUCCCCUUUAAUAGAGCAAGCACAAAGUGCAACAUGGCUCUUUUGUUAUCAUCAAGCUAAUUCAUGGUACUUUGUUAUGUUGAAUUAUAUAAUUUUCAUUUGUACAUUACAACACACUUAUCAUCAAGGCAUAAAUGGAAUAAUGCUCAUGUACAUACAUCCCAAGUUUUUUAGAUGCAACCGCUGAAGUUUUAAUUUACUCCUUCCAACAAAGUAAGCAUAACAUGUAUACUUGUAAUGCCAAAGGGAUUAGGGGAUACCUACAUUUUUCAACAAUCUGCUUGAAGGCAGUACAAUGAUAAACCCGUUCUUUUAUUUCAUAAAUUACCAAUAUGUUCAUGGUAAAGAAACUGUUUGAGUCUGCUAUUUCUUCUCUGAUAAUGUUUACAUGAUGAUGGAAUUCAUGUAAAGUUGAGAGGAUAAAUCUAGUUUUCAAGUAUCUAUCAAUCAAUAUAUGCUUUCAUAGGGUUUUGUAAGAGUGCAAAUUUGCUAAUUAUCCUUUUCACCUUUAGCAAUAGGAAUUGAAUUAGAAAUUUGAAUGUAAAGACCAGAAGGGAAGUCUGCUCUGUGUCACAAUAUUGUCAUGCCUGUAGAAAGGUUGUGAAGUAGGAACUUUAUGCACUAUCAUUUGAAAGGGUGAUAUUCAAUUGAAUUCAAUUAAAUUCAUUCAAAUCUCUUUAAAAACAUGAAACAUCAAUACAUUAACUGUUCUUGUAAGUCUGCAUGAAGUAUUUGAAUAGUAAAGAUGGUACAUUACCUGUUUGAAUCUGUGAACCGGUGAAACCUUUUUUUUUUGCAAUCUGUAGAUGCCAUAAAAGAUUCAUUCAAUUCUUAGAGUAUAAAUAUUAUGUUAAACCUACACUGCAUACUUUGCUUUUCAUGUUUUUUUUCUCAAUAAGAAUUAUCAAUUCAUAUGUUGGUGGGUGGCUUUGUGUGUGUAUUUAUACCAUAAUGGAUAUACAUCAAGCAUAAAGAGGCAUCUAAUAAAUGUAUAUAAGAUAUUUUCAUAAAGAUAAAUUGCUCAAAUGAUUAUAAUUUUAUGAUUGUAUAGACUAGGAAUGAUGUUGUUAUUUUUGCUGUGGAGUCAUUUUUGUGCAAUUCUAUUUUCCUUAUCAUUGUAUUGUGUGUGUUAUUAUAAUUGUAUUUUUUCCCUUAUCGUUAAUAUCAUCAUAAUGAUAUGAUAAUUCGUCAAAUAAUGGCAGGAGGGUCCCCCCCCAAAAAAAAAAAAAAUAAUAAUAAUCACUAAAUCACUUAAAUUGCUGUUCCCAGAUAUGCUUUCCAUACAUUUGAAACCAAUGACCAAAUACAAUGACUUUGCCUGGAAUUAAGAAACAUUUAAUGCUAACCAAGACUGGUUAUUUCUUGAAUACUUGUCAUAUCUUACCAUGUAAGUAUAUACUCUGUAUAGAUAAUAUUUAUUGAAAUGUUAAUGCUUUUAAGACCAGUAAAAUAUUUAUGUUUUUGUACAGACAGGUACUGAGAAGCAAAGCAUAU
Molecule: messenger RNA, 8894 nt
Organism: Lytechinus variegatus (green sea urchin)
Lineage: Eukaryota; Metazoa; Echinodermata; Echinoidea; Temnopleuroida; Toxopneustidae
Product: phosphatidylinositol 4-kinase alpha-like
Exons: 40
Coding region: 28-6285 (2085 amino acids)
Biological process (GO): phosphatidylinositol-mediated signaling; phosphatidylinositol phosphate biosynthetic process
Cellular component (GO): cytoplasm; plasma membrane
Molecular function (GO): 1-phosphatidylinositol 4-kinase activity
Source: RefSeq, a predicted model, not a curated record